AAAAAAAAAAAACAAAAAAAAAACCGAUACAAACGCGUGUGCAAUCUAUAUAUAUAUACAUAUAUAUAUAUACAUACAUAUAUAUAUUUCCUAAUUUUAUUUCCGAUAGUGUCGCUCACUGUAUUCGAAAGUGUAGUAAUAAUUUUUUAUUUAUUUUUUAAUCCUUUCUCAACCAAUUAAAUCAAAGAAAUGAAUACCUUCUUCAUUUUGUGCCUUUGCGCGAUAGUAUUGACCUGCUCAGCCAAGCCGCAAUUACGACCCAACGCCAAUAAUAUUCCGUUGGAUGAGAAACCAGAACCGCGCCAUCGCGAAUCCACCACUUGGAUACCGAUAUUAAAAUUUAAUAAGGAGCAAAGUGAAGAUGGCAGCUAUAGAACCGAAUACGAGACGGGUAAUAGCAUCGUGCACGAGGAGACUGGAUUUCUGAAAGACUUCUCUGACACGAAUCCAAAUGGGGUCCUAGUGCAACAUGGACAAUAUUCUUAUCUCUCACCCGAAGGUGAAACAAUUAAUGUUCAGUAUACAGCCGAUGAGCAUGGUUUUCGGGCUACCGGCGAUCAUAUACCCACACCGCCCGCCAUACCCGAAGAAAUUCAAAAAGGCUUAGAUCAAAUCUAUGCGGGCAUUAAGCUGCAACAAGAACGUUUAGAGCAGCGAGCCAAAAGCGAUCCCGAUUUUGCCAAAAAGUUGGAAGAACGCCGUCUAGCGAACAAGAAUGGCCAAUAUGUGGGACUACUGGAGAAUAAUUAGAGAACAACAAACACAUUAUACAAUAAAAUUUAAAUAAAAAAAACAACAAUAACAAAAAAGAACCACCUUUUUUAUCCUAAACGGCUCUCGUUCAAUUUUAUCGCCUUCAAAUUAACAUGAAUUUAAUUAACGUUUUUUUUGUUUUAAUUUCAUUUUAAUUAUAAAUAAUAACAAAGACUGUGAUUUGCUAUAAGUUUUUGGGUGAUAAAUUGCGCGAGAGUGCCACAGAUCGUAGACAAGAAAAAAAAAACAAAAAAAAACAAAACAAAACUACACGUCACUCUACA
Glossina fuscipes is the source of this 1037-nucleotide messenger RNA. RefSeq names its product endocuticle structural glycoprotein ABD-4 (gene Cpr49Ah). The record is from RefSeq and is a predicted model, not a curated record. Gene Ontology annotation, molecular function: structural constituent of chitin-based larval cuticle. Lineage: Eukaryota; Metazoa; Arthropoda; Insecta; Diptera; Glossinidae. Bases 190 to 750 code for a protein of 186 amino acids. Gene Ontology annotation, cellular component: chitin-based extracellular matrix. The transcript has 2 exons.